GAUCCCCAACUCCUCGCGCCAUGAACUUUUUUUCCCCGAAAAGCGGCCCAAACCGGCGAGCGCGGUGACGCAUUUUGCAGAAUUCGCGCAAAAUUAGCCCAAAACAACGACGCCGAGCGGGAAAACGCCGGCGGCUUGCGAAAGCCCCAUCAACGCGCUCGGGGACGGGACGGGUUUGAUUCGCGUUAAACGUCGUUUUCGUUUUUAAUAAGCCGAAGUAGUUGACGAACUAACACAGUCCGGCCACCGAGUCCGCGUGACGUUUCUCCGAUUAUUUAUUGUUAAACCUUCUAUAAAUUAAAUGUGCGCCGAAUAAAGUGGCCCUCACAUCGCGGAUCAUAUCCGCACAUUUCAAGAAGUGUUUAUGUGAUGCAUGGGCUUUAGAUCUAAACGAGUAAAACGUUAUAGUAUAUAAAGCAGCAGCCGCUAUGCUGAGGGAUCUGAGAGAAGAGCUCGGCUGUUAGGAAAGUUGCCAGCGACCCAAACACCAGCUUUACCGACCAGAACCCACCGGUACCGUGGUCAGGUCCAUCGUGUCGAUAGGUGCGCGCAUUCCCCGGUGGUUUGCGCGAUGUGGAUCCGUUUGACACGUUAAGACCGGUCGAACCGGGCUGAUGCUUUAAACGCUGGCGCAUUCUUUUGUUAUCUCCCGGUCGUCGGAGAGACGCGCAUCCCGUCGGGUCGUUUCCCCUCGUUUUCGCGCCGUUCGCUCGCAAAGUCGUCGAUUUAGUUCGGGCGGCUGCCGGGCAGACGCGCGGUUUUAUUUCCACCGCUCGCGCUCGUUCUGUUAUUCGCGUUUUUCGGGCUCGACGGUGUUUCGGUCGGAACGCCAUUUUGAAUCUCUCCACUUUAAGGCUUUUCUGCUCCGCAUCUCCCGCAAAACCCCCGUACAGAACUUUUAAUUAGCCCACCGGACAUCUGCGAUCAAACUCGGGCCGAUGAAGCAGAUUAUUAACCCUUUUUUUUGUGUUUAAGUUGGCGCGCGAGUUGGCGGUUGAGCGCUUGGCGGUUUUAACUCGCGCGCGCUCGCAGUUUUCUCUCAGGAAUAAUACUAAAGCGGAAGACUAUUUAUUAUUGUUGAUAUAAUAACUCAUUUGUUAUUUCCGCUAGACAGCCGUGGGCUCUUGAAGACUGUUGUCACGGCGUCUUUUGUGGCAGAUUGUCAACAUAUAGUAGUACUAAUAUGGCAGAUAUGCAUGAUGUCUGACUGUACCGUGUCUGAAUCCCUCUCACGCGUGCUGCCUGUUAAAUACGUCUCUCUUUAAGACUCCUGCAGGGUAGAUGGAGAGCUGCAGCUCUUUGGACACGCCCCCCUCGCCUCCCAUUGGCCGCCGACCGCCGCCUCCUUCCCCUCCUUCAUUGGUAUUCAGGUAGUACAGUCUUUGUGGAGGACAGAGGAGAGAGAGAGGGCGAGCGGGAGAGAUUUACAGAGGUAAAGGCGACGCGAGCACAACAAGACGGGCGAGCGGAGAGGGACUGCCGAGCCGAGGAAGGGAAAGUGAGAGAAAACUGGACCGGCUGCAAGCUGAGGGCGAUUUCGGGGUGGGUGGAAGCGGGUGCGAAAGUGCCACAAGGGUCUGCGGGUUCUGGACGGCGAGUGGGACUUUGGAUUUGAACCCAGCUGGAAUCGAGCGGACCCCACACUGACGGCUCGUCUCGUGUUCCCUCAGCGGAGGACGUCCUGCGGAUACCCCGCCGGCCUUUCCUGGCACUCGUGCGAGGGGUCUCUCUCGCCGUCUGGGAGGCGUGCCGCGCAGACGGACGGACGGACGGACCGCUGGCGUGUGUGUGUGUACGUGUCUCUGCGUGCCAUAUACCCCUAUGUCCUUCUUUUUGUGGCUGUGUGCACACCAGGGCCCAGUAUAUGGAUAGAAGCUCUCUGUUUCAGCUCAUACAAGAGCAGCUGGACCCAGAGCAGACUGGUUUUAUAGCAGUGGAAAAUUUCACCAGUCUAGCCGAGCACCAUGAGUUACAGCUGGACCCCAGUAAACUGGAGAUGCUGCUGGCGCUGGUUCAGAGCAACGAACACGGACACGUCUGCUACCAGGAACUCAUAGAACUGCUGAGCAGUAAACGUUCCAGUAGUUUUCGCCGAGCCAUUGCGAAUGGGCGUCGCACCCUGCAGCGCGAGAUCCUAUUGGAUGAGACGGGUCUGGGCGUGUACAAGCGCUUUGUGCGCUACGUGGCCUACGAGAUUCUGCCGUGCGAGACGGACCGCCGAUGGUACUUCCAUCAGAGCAGACUCUGUCCUCCUCCUGUGUUCAUGGCCAUCAUUACCAUUGUACAGAUCAUAGUGUUUAUGUGCUACGGCGUGAUGCUCAAUAAAUGGGUGCUGCAGACCUACCAGCCAGACUUCAUGAAGAGUCCGCUGGUGUAUCAUCCCAGACACCGCGCGCAAAUCUGGAGGUUCUUCAGCUACAUGUUCAUGCAUGUCGGAUUAGAGCAGUUGGGUUUCAAUGCUCUUCUCCAGCUGAUGAUUGGAGUUCCUCUGGAGAUGGUUCAUGGGAUCCUGAGAAUCAGUCUGCUGUAUAUGGCAGGAGUCGUCGCUGGUUCACUGACGGUGUCCAUCACGGAUAUGCGCGCUCCAGUGGUGGGCGGGUCCGGCGGGGUCUACGCACUCUGCUCGGCACAUCUCGCCAACGUUGUCAUGAACUGGGCUGGUAUGAAGUGUCCAUACAAAUUGCUACGGAUGAUUCUUGCACUUGUUUGCAUGAGUUCGGAGGUGGGCCGUGCCGUAUGGCUGCGCUUCUCCCCGCCCCUCCCCUCCUCCGGACCGCAGCCCAGUUUCAUGGCUCAUCUGUCGGGCGCAGUGGUGGGCAUCAGCAUGGGGCUGCUGAUCUUGCGGAGCUAUGAGGAAUCUCUGCAUAAACAGUGCUCCUGGUGGGUCCUCAUCUUCUCCUUCAUCACCUUCCUCCUCUUCGCCAUCUUCUGGAACAUUUUCGCGUACGAGCUGCUCGGGGUGCAGAUCCCGCCCCCUCCCUGAUGACACGCCCCCUCCCUCCGGUGGCACCCGGCAAGCCACGCCCCAACCCCACCCACCCCACCCCCAGUCAGACAAAGGUUCGACCUCAAUCUACUCCACUCGACCAGCAGCGGAGACACGGACGCAAAAACCGGAAAGUAAGGAUUUCAGUGGUGUGAAACGAAAACGCAUAAUCACAUUCCAUAGAGAAGCAGCGAACACAAACGGCGUGGUAUUUUUAACGAACACUGGGAGGCAGCUCAAGGGUUCGGCGAGCUUAUUUGAACAGACCGUCAGUACGUCAUACACUAGAAACACACACACACACACACACACACAUAUAUAUAUAUAUAUAUAUAUAUCAGAUUUGUUGUGUUUCUCAGCCCGAGGCUCGUUCAUGAUGCCUUUCUGUAUUGUUUUGAUUUGACUGCCUCAUCUAAGCCUGUUAUGCAUUACAGAUAGCAUCCGUAGUAGAUGAAACGCCAGGAAUCUCGCUUACUAAAAACAAAGCCUUACACUUGAAGACACGGCGAAGUCCUCGGUGAGGUAGGGGGUUGAUGGUGAUGUCAUUCGAUGCUGUUUGUUUUUGGAUAAUUACGGAUUGGAUUCGGUGAGACGAGCUAAAGCUUGUUUCAAAGGGUAGAAAGUAUGUUUCUGAAGCUGUUUUCCUCCGCUGGAAACAGACAGAAACUGAAACGUUAGCUCUGUUCCAAAUCAUAGUGGGCUUUCUACGUGGGCAGCGUGUAAUAGGUGUUGCCGCCUUUGCCAAAUAUGAACAAGGAGAAAAAAAAAAAGUCCAGAAUGUAUUGCAACAAGCUCCGAAAAUGUAAAAAAUGUUUAUAAAUAUGCACUACCGUUCAGAAGUAUGCUUUUUUAGAACGUUUUUUAGUAGAAAAAUUCUCUUAUUCUCAUCAAGGCUGCACUUAUUUAAGUACAAAAUACAGUAAAAAUGUAAAAUAUUAUUACGAUUUUAAAAAAAGCUAUUUUCUAUUUGAAUCGUUUUUAAAAUGUAAUUUAUUUAUGUGAUUCAAUGCUGAAUUUUCAGCAUCGCAACUCCACGCGAUCCCUCAGAAAUCAUUUCAAUGAGUGACCCUGGACCACAAAACCAGGCUGGUUUUUGAAAUCGAGAUUCAUGAAUCGCAUUAAUGCUGAAUCAAUCGAUAAAUAAAGCCGAGGGUGCAAAAUACACCUUUAAAGUUGUCCAAACGAAGUCCUUAGCAAUGCUUAUUACUUAUCAGAUAUUCAGUUUUGAUGUAUUUAUGUUAGGAAAUUUCCACGAAAUUCACGAAACAUGAUCUUUAACUAAUGUCGUAAUGCAUAAAAGAAAAAUCUUUGCUCCAGAUAUACCCCUGCGACUUAAGACACAUUUUUUGAUGCCUGAUAUUUGCGUAAACCAUGCAUUCGUUGACGAGUAAGUAAAAAAAACUGCAUUUAUUCAUACUUUCUAAAAGUUUUUACAGUCAACCUUGCUGACUAAAAUGAAUCCGGGCCCCUUUUUGAACUGCUCAAACGUGGACUACCUAAUAUUUUUAUGCUCAUUAGAGUAUUGUUUUGUAAGCACUCUUUUUGUAGAGCGUUUCAAAUCAGGUUCCAUUCCCGUCGCGAUUCAGAAGGGAGCUCACUAGUAAACAAAAAGGGAGCUCACUUGGUUUGGAACAGACUGAAUAUCUGACCCUUCAUCUUGACCUUUCCCCCCGUGAACACACAAACACAAGCCAGUGAGAGAGUGAGGAGUUUACAAGCCACGCACUAAUCAUUACUUCAGUAUCGCUGCGCAGAUUGCAGUUGUUAUGGUAACCGCCGUAACGUGAUUAAAGAUGCUUUCAACACAGAAACGAGCGUCACGACCACCAGUGCCGAAAAUGUGUUUUCCUCUGCCUGCGUUUUCAGCGAAGGCUGCCCUAACGCAAUACGAAAAAAGACGAGCCGAAAUCUUCCAGACAGAAAACGAGUGUUUCAUGACCCUUAACUCCAAGACAAAGCAAUUAUCACGAAAUUCAGUAGUGCCAAGUUAUCAUUCGCUAAGCUGCUAAAAGAUAAUUAAAGGGAAUUAAUUGAAUUGCUAAAGGAAAGAUGUGUAUGAGAUUGCUGUUCUGAGUUGAUUUCUUUUCAUUUUCGAAAAGCUGGACCGUGUGUCAGUUUAACGUUGUGGAUUUUUAUGCCAUAGUCUUACAUUUCUAUAUUUAUUCAGAGCGGCUAUCGGUGUUAAACUGAUGAUGAUGAUGAUGAUGCAAAACCCGAAAUGAAACGCAUUUACACCCACGGAAGCAGAAAGGGCUGGAAGCAAAGAAAAGAAUAUUAACGAUACAAAUGUUUAAUUAAUAAAUUCAGCUGUGCCCAAAGGUCGUGCUUAUGUAACGAAACGCAUUAAUGCUUUCCAGGGAACAUGUAAGUUAUUUGAAUAUUUUAAAGUCAGCAUGAAACGGCACUCGAGACCCGUCUCGCCGCCGCAAUGUGACGCUUUUCGCGGGACGUUUGGGUGAACUGGCAAAAAAAAAAAAAAACUAAAGCUAAUAGGUGCGAACGCAUUUCAGUAGUAAUGAAAUAAAAAAAAAAAUUAAAAAGGUAAUGUCACGUUUUGGUUUCAGGUUGACUUUAAAACGUUCUGAUCCAGCAUCCGAGAACAGUGUCAUUCAUCGGGUUCCUGUAAUAUCUAGCUGGCUGGCGCUUUUAGACAGGUGAAAAAUGAAACUCUGAUGAAUAUUUAUCAGACACGCGUAUAAACAGUGAGAAAGAGAGAGAGAUGUCAUAAAAAGCUAAAAACCGUAUUGGGAUAGGUGAUAAAAGAAAAUGAGGUGAGGAAGACGGGACAAAUAGCUGAUAAAAUGAAGGAAAAUGGAGAGAGCAGUGGAUGAUGGAUGUAUUAUUAUUUUUUGAACACUCAUCAAAUGGAUGCUGGAAGCUGUGUGUGUGUGUGUGUGUGUGUGUGUGUGUGUGUGUGUGUGUGAAACAUGCUGUAAUGUGUUGUAUGAUUAUUAUUAUUUCAGACUGUUAUAAACACACGUACUGUAGUCUGUGUGUGUACUUCAGUGGUACGGGAGUGUGGGAAACACUGAACCUCCGGCUCAAACAGUUGGGUUGUGUUUGGAGUGGAAUACUAGCAUUUUUUUUUUUUUUUUUUUUUUACAUAUAACGUGAAAGUGCAUUUUGCAAUUGUAAAUGUUUCUAACAGAAGGAUGAUCUUGUGGCAUACAUUUGUCAUGUUUGAAAUAGUUCUUUAACUUUGAAUCUUGUUUUGGAAAAAAAACCAAGUCAAAAUUAAAUAUUGUAGCAUUCUAAUAAGACGUUAAAAGUUGAUCGUGUGGUUUAUUUAUUUUAUUUUUAUAAAUAUUCUAUCAAUAUUUUGAAAUAGCUUUUAUUUUUAGACUUUCAAUAUUUAGUUAUUUAUAGCUUUUGCCAUUUUUUUAUAUCAGUUUUAACUUUAAUCAUCUUGAGUUAUCUCAUGUAUUUUGUCUUGUUUGUUAUUAUAAUGUUUUUAUUUAUUUUGCCAUUGUCGUUUUAAUACUUCAAAGUUUUUUAAUCAUAUUUAAGUUUCUUAUAUAAAUAUUUAUUUAUUCAGUUUCACUUCAGUCACUUUUAGCACAGUUGUAUCGAUUAUUUACAUUUAUUUUAUAUCAAUUUUAUUUCAAUUUACAAAAACAUUUUUUUAAUAGUUUUAGUGAACAACUCUGUUGUCCGAGGUCGAGCACAUUGCAUCAUGGGAUUUAAAAAAAAAUAAAAAAAAAUUUUACAUAGUGUGCUUUGUAGGAUGCUGCACAUUUUGGCAGAUGUUACCAAUGAAUCAUCCACGUAUGCCAUUUAUACUAAACAUUUGCCAGUGUGCAUACUGCAAAGCUAGUAUGGUUAGUAUGCCAUUCCAAACAUGCCCUGGGUGAAGAAGCGUACUCAGUCAGUCCACUUAAAACUGGGGAAAAAAACAUUUACCAAGGACCUCCCCCUUAACCCCGCCCACAUGACGUCCCAGCCAAUAGCUGCUCUCCAAUCUCAUGCUUAACAUCAGUAGCUGGCCAGUCAGCACAGAUCGCGGUGUCGUGCGUUUAUUUUCUCCAUGAUGUCGUAGGUGUAGGUCACAAGAGUGUUGCUUUGAGCUCAUCGCUGCGUUUCAGUGAGAUCCUCAGUCGCCGCCACAACUGUAGUCCUACUGAGAAUCGUAGUCCAUUUACAGAUUUCAAAAUGGUGCCAAAAGACGAGAGACGACGACUCGUUGCAGUAAAAGAUUCUGUUUACAAAAAAAAGAAGCUAAAACUGAAAAUAUAAUAUAAUGCUAAUAGUUUUCUCUUGAUCAGAUGACGAUUAAAAAUGUAAAAUGUAAAUAUCGAUAGUUUCUAUCAAAUUCUUUAUCAUUUCAUGAUGUAUUGUACUUCUGAAAUAUUGGGACCUGAGGCAAUUUUGUUUUUGGUAGUUUUAUUUUGUAUGGUUUUGUGUUUGCUUUCAUUUCUCAGCUGUAUGAAAUAAAGACCAUACUGUGAGGA
This is a messenger RNA of Puntigrus tetrazona (Sumatra barb), 7434 nucleotides long. It is a transcript of the gene rhbdl1, whose product is annotated as rhomboid, veinlet-like 1 (Drosophila). Gene Ontology annotation, cellular component: membrane. Gene Ontology annotation, molecular function: serine-type endopeptidase activity. Bases 1865 to 2983 code for a protein of 372 amino acids. The record is from RefSeq and is a predicted model, not a curated record. NCBI's taxonomy places the organism in Eukaryota, Metazoa, Chordata, Actinopteri, Cypriniformes, Cyprinidae. The transcript has 10 exons.